CUAUAACAGCAUUUAAAAGCCAUUUCCUUUUUCAUGACUAACAUAACCAUGACUGCAGAACCGUAUACUGUAUAUCACACCCUUCUCAUGCAUGCCUCAACACCCUAGCACUUGUUUUCUGCGCACACACACACACCUGACUGCAGCACUUUAUAUAUUCACAUUUCUCAUGCAUUCCUCAAUACUCACAACUCCUCACACCACAUUUUCAUCAACAUGGAACUGCUUACUUUCCACUCCUUUUAUACACAGCACAUGGCACCUCCAUCCCCACCCAACAUACACACACACACUUCACUGCCAACCAACCACUAUACCCAGCCUAAAACACACAUACUCACUCCACUGCCAUCACUGUUCAAUUUCGAAUACUUUUGGAAACGAAUAUAUAGCGUUUUAGAAAAGAGCUUUUUAAAUUUUAAUGAUCUUCUUUGGCUUAAUUUUUCCAGAUUCCUGCUUGCCCAGUAACUCUGAUUGACUUCUCUUCAGCAAAGUCCAAAAAACGAAAGCUUGAGUGUUCCAUUGAUGGCUGCACAAGUACACAAAAGUUAUGGAUGCAAACAUGAAGCACAAGCCAGAGGAGCAUAUGAGAAGCUUAUGAGCCAGGAGCAUGCAGGCUUCUCAUGUAUGGACAGCGGUCUCUGGCUGAACCCCAAGUGGCCAUACAUGGGGUCCUCCCCUGAUGGGAUAGUCACUUGUGACUGUCAUGGAACUGGCAUCUGCGAGAUUAAGUGCCCACACUCUCAGAGAGAUGCGGUCAACCUGCGCAUGCGUGCUGGGGAGAAGGGCUUCUGCCUCAUCAGUGACGGGGAUAAUGUCACACUGGACCCAACUCAUGACUACUAUUACCAAAUUCAGGCACAGCUUCACAUUGCAAAUGCAGAGUACUGUGACUUUGUUGUGUGGAACCGCAAUGACAUAUUUGUUGAAAGGAUUUUGCCUGACCUUGAGUUUUGGGAUGAUGCGAUUCCUAAAGUUGAGUGUUUUUUUAGAAACAGUAUACUCCCAGAAAUACUGGGACAGCAAGUUACAAACAUACAUGUGUAAUGUGAUAAAAGGACGACAACAUAAUGACAUUUUGAAUAUUGUUAUGACCUGAUGGUAGUCAUUAUGAGUUCUGGCUAUUGUAUUUGCUCUGACGUAGCAUUAGAGCACAAAUUGUCAUUUAAUUUUAUUGUACAUUUAAUUGUGUCAUUUAAGUGUUGUGUAACACUACACAAUGAUUAAAUGCUAUUGAGGCAGCAUAAUAAUACAUUGGUGGUUUAUUUACAAGAUUAGACUUUUAAACAAAUAAACAAAAUAGAUUGCAAUCCAUCUCACAGUAUAAUACUGUACAAACUGCCAGCACAAUAUGACAGUUGGAGAAAAAUAUUUCAUUUGAAAACAUUUACAGACUAAUCAGGAGUCAGGACUUAGGUACUACUAUUACUCUACCCUGUUCUACUUAUCACCAGAGCCAAGC
Haplochromis burtoni (Burton's mouthbrooder) is the source of this 1462-nucleotide messenger RNA. RefSeq lists its product as uncharacterized. NCBI's taxonomy places the organism in Eukaryota, Metazoa, Chordata, Actinopteri, Cichliformes, Cichlidae. The record is from RefSeq and is a predicted model, not a curated record. The transcript has 3 exons. Bases 526 to 1047 code for a protein of 173 amino acids.